ACAUCCACCACGUCGAUACGAUCAAGUAUAUAUGAAAACAUCGAGGAAAAUGGCAGGACGUACCAUCACUUCAAGCAAGGAAAAUACAAUUUACCAAAUGACGAGGUUGACCACUUAUCCGCUCCUAAUACUCUGCUAGAUCUCCAACACACCUUAUUCUACCUCACUCUCCACGAGAAACUUUACUUGGCCCCGAUUGGUGUCGAGCCGCACAAUGUGCGUCAAGUUCUCGAUAUUGCAACGGGGACAGGAAUCUGGGCCAUUGAAUUCUCACACCUUUUUCCAUCCGCCCAGAUCGUUGGGACAGAUCUGAGUGCAAUCCAGCCACUUUACGUGCCGCCAAAUUGCCGUUUCGAAAUAGAUGAUGCAGAAGAUGAAUGGAACUUCGCCGAAAAGUUCGACUACGUCCAUGGACGGGCUCUCCUCUCAUGCUUCAAAGACCCCAAGCACGUCAUUAGCGAAGCCUUUAAGUCUCUCGCGCCAGGCGGCUACCUCGAGCUUCAAGAUGCAGUCUUUCCCUUCAAUUAUAUCGGCGAGCCACCAGUAGACUCGGACUUGUACCGCUGGAACAAAUUAUGCGUUGAAGGGUCUACCAAAAUUGGACGUCCAUGGACGAAUGUGCUUAAUUAUAAGCGCUGGUUGACAGAAGUCGGAUUUGAAGACGUAGUUGAGAAGUCGUUCUAUUGGCCGACGAACAAGUGGGUGAAGGGGAAGCACAAUAAACAGAUUGCGGCGUUCUUUCAAGCGGAUAUGCUGAAUGGGAUAGAAGGCAUGAGUUUGAAAGUCAUUGGUCAGCUGGGCUGGACUGCUGAUGAGAUUCGGAGUUUCCUUGUUGGGGUGAAGAAUGACCUCAAAGAUACUUCUAUCCCUGCUUAUUUGUCAAUAAAGGUUGUAUAUGGGAAGAAGCCCCAGCUUACUGAAGCUUGAGAAGACCGUCUUAUUGCAUAGCCUGCGUAGAUUGGAUACAAUUUCAUCUUUUCCCGUUGCAAC
Mollisia scopiformis is the source of this 990-nucleotide messenger RNA. Its product is annotated as S-adenosyl-L-methionine-dependent methyltransferase. The annotation marks the transcript as partial. Gene Ontology annotation, molecular function: methyltransferase activity. The record is from RefSeq and is a predicted model, not a curated record. The transcript has 7 exons. NCBI's taxonomy places the organism in Eukaryota, Fungi, Ascomycota, Leotiomycetes, Helotiales, Mollisiaceae.